AUGUCGACAGAAGAGCAGGACCCAUUCGUGGGCGAGAAUGGAGAGGAGGAAGAUGACACCUUGAUCAUGGCCCCGUUGCUCGUCGAGAAGCUCCAGGAAUGUGGUAUCGCAUCGACAGAUACGAAAAAAUUGAGAGAGGCGGGCUAUCACACUGUCGAGUCUGUUGCUUUCACACCGAAGAAGCAGCUGUGUACGGUAAAGGGUAUCAGCGAGGCCAAGGCGGAAAAGAUCUUGCAGGAGGCGUGCAAAAUGGUCCCUAUGGGGUUCACAACAGCUACUGAGAUUCAUUCGAGGCGUUCAGAGCUGGUACACAUAACCACAGGAUCCACGGGACUGGAUACAAUUUUGAGUGGUGGCAUUGAAACAGGAGCUAUCACAGAGCUAUAUGGGGAAUUCCGUACCGGAAAGUCCCAGAUCUGUCACACCCUAGCAGUAACCUGUCAACUACCCGUUUCCAUGGGUGGUGGAGAAGGCAAGUGCCUCUACAUCGACACUGAAGGCACUUUCCGACCCGUCCGGAUGCUUGCUGUCGCUGAGCGCUAUGGUCUGAAUGGGGAAGAAGUUCUGGAUAACAUCGCCUACGCCAGAGCAUACAAUGCGGAUCAUCAACUGCAGCUUCUUGUUCACGCGAGCGCAAUGAUGGCAGAGUCCAGGUUCUCACUUCUCAUCGUAGACUCUGCGACAUCGCUCUACCGUACAGACUUUUCAGGUCGUGGGGAGUUGUCCGCUCGACAGACACACCUCGCUAAAUUCCUUCGAACCUUGAUGCGUCUUGCUGAUGAGUUUGGAGUCGCUGUCGUGGUCACCAACCAGGUCGUCGCACAGGUCGACGGCGGGCAGUUUGCCGGAGUCGAUGCAAAGAAGCCAAUCGGAGGAAACAUCAUGGCUCAUGCCUCGACGACACGUCUCUACCUUCGCAAAGGUCGAGGCUCAUCCCGUGUUUGCAAGAUCGUAGACAGCCCAUGCCUGCCCGAGGCAGAAGCCAUUUUUGCCAUCAAUCCAAAUGGUAUUGGAGAGCCCGAAGAGCUCAAAAUGGAGUAG
Kockovaella imperatae is the source of this 1041-nucleotide messenger RNA. RefSeq names its product putative recombinase. The coding region runs from base 1 to 1041 and encodes 346 amino acids. Gene Ontology annotation, molecular function: DNA strand exchange activity; single-stranded DNA binding; ATP-dependent DNA damage sensor activity. The record is from RefSeq and is a predicted model, not a curated record. Gene Ontology annotation, cellular component: condensed nuclear chromosome. Gene Ontology annotation, biological process: double-strand break repair via homologous recombination; DNA strand invasion; mitotic recombination-dependent replication fork processing. Lineage: Eukaryota; Fungi; Basidiomycota; Tremellomycetes; Tremellales; Cuniculitremaceae. The transcript is spliced from 10 exons.